Aspergillus affinis is the source of this 777-nucleotide messenger RNA. Its product is annotated as signal peptidase complex subunit SPC3. Gene Ontology annotation, biological process: protein targeting to ER. Gene Ontology annotation, cellular component: membrane; signal peptidase complex. The transcript is spliced from 3 exons. Bases 1 to 777 code for a protein of 258 amino acids. The record is from RefSeq and is a predicted model, not a curated record. NCBI's taxonomy places the organism in Eukaryota, Fungi, Ascomycota, Eurotiomycetes, Eurotiales, Aspergillaceae.
AUGCACUCCUCCUUGAACCGCGCGCAGGCCGUCUUCGGCUUCUUCACCUCGGUCGCGUUGUUCGUCGCCGGUGUCGCCGCCCUCUCCGUGCUGCUGUAUCCGGCCGACGACGCGAAAGCGCAGGUCGCUCUGAAGGAUGCGAAAGUAAUCAAGGGCCGUCCUAAUUACUACUCUUCCAAGAAGGAGGAAUACGCGCAGAUGCGAUUCGAUCUAGACGCUGACCUCUCCCCCCUCUUCAACUGGAACACAAAACAACUCUUCGUCUACGUCUACGCCUCCUACUCCUCCUCCUCCAACCCCUCGACCACCCACCUCCCGAACACCGAAUCCAUCAUCUGGGACACGAUCAUCCCCGCCCCAGAUUCCCCAUACUCGUUCUCCGCGCUCCAAGCCCGUUUCUUCCCCUCCUCGAGCUCGUCCACCUCGCGCACCAGCAACCAGAAGCGCUCCAGCGGCACCACCAAGAACAAAUCCUCCGCCAAGACCAAACUCCCCGGCCAGCUACGUCUCCGCGAUCAGCGCUCCAAGUACCAGAUCGGAGACAUCACGGGCCGCAUGGCGGAGAGGGGCAACGUGACGCUGAACGUGGGCUGGAAUGUGCAGCCUUGGGUGGGCGCGUUGUGGUGGAGUCCUCGAUCCGGAGCGGUGCCGAGGACGGUGGGUGAUGCUGGGAUAAGCAAGGCGUUUGACUUGCCGGCGUUGAAGAAGAAGGCCGCGGCUGGUGCGGCGGGUGGUGCUGCUGGGGCUGGGGCUGGGAAGAAGGCGGCGUCUGUUUAG